GUGGCAGACCUCUAGUGUAUUUAAAGAGCCCAUAAAACCCAAUGAAUCAACUUUGAGGAAACAACGGUUACAAAGCAAAAUGACUAGCAAGGUCGUCUUCAUUCUUCUCCUCUCUCUCGUCGUCCUCCUCCUCCCUCUCUACGCCUCUGCGGCGGCCCGCGUCGGUGGUUGGAGUCCCAUCAGCAACGUUACGGACCCUCAAGUCGUAGAGAUCGGCGAAUUCGCGGUCUCCGAGUACAACAAACGGAGCGAAUCGGAACUCAAGUUCGAGACUGUUGUUAGCGGCGAGACUCAGGUCGUCGCUGGUACAAAUUACCGGCUUACAGUGGCGGCUAAUGACGGAGGAGCGAGGAAGAACUACUUGGCGAUUGUAUGGGACAAGCCGUGGAUGAAAUUCAGAAAUCUCACUUCCUUCGAGCCUGCCAAUAAUGGGUCGUGCGUGUCAACGAGAGGUGCUGCUCGACGUGAAGCCUCCUCCUCCGCAUCGGCGAGGAGGCUUCCGUCGCAGCACCACCACAGCGGUAGCCUUAGCUCUUCUGGCUACGGCGGAGAACCGUCCGAUCAAUCUGAUAUCGGCGGUGCGAAAAUGAAAGGGCUUUUCAAGUCUAAGCCACGCACUCCUGCUGACCUUGUUCGACAAACGCGCGAUCUCCUUCUCUACGCCGAUCGAUCUACCUCUUUGCCUGACCUUAGAGAAUCCAAACGCGAAGAAAAGAUGGCGGAAUUAAGCCGGAAUAUCCGUGACAUGAAGUCGAUUCUCUAUGGAAAUAGUGAAGCCGAGCCUGUCGCUGAAGCUUGUGCACAGUUGACUCAAGAAUUCUUUAAAGAGGAUACUCUACGUCUCUUGAUUACUUGUCUCCCUAAACUUAACUUGGAGGCCAGGAAAGAUGCUACACAAGUUGUUGCAAAUCUACAGAGGCAACAAGUCAAUUCACGGUUGAUUGCAUCUGAUUAUCUUGAAGCCAACAUUGAUCUUAUGGAUGUUUUGAUUGAAGGCUUCGAGAACACAGACAUGGCUUUACACUAUGGUGCUAUGUUUAGGGAGUGCAUCCGUCAUCAGAUUGUGGCCAAAUAUGUUUUGGAGUCUGACCAUGUGAAGAAAUUCUUCGAUUACAUACAGCUUCCUAAUUUCGACAUUGCUGCCGAUGCUGCUGCUACUUUUAAGGAACUGCUGACAAGGCAUAAGUCUACUGUUGCCGAGUUUCUCACCAAGAAUGAAGACUGGUUUUUCGCAGACUACAACUCAAAGCUUCUUGAAUCAAGUAAUUAUAUAACCAGACGGCAAGCUAUUAAGUUGUUGGGUGAUAUAUUACUGGAUCGAUCAAAUUCAGCUGUGAUGACGAAAUAUGUGAGCUCAAGGGAUAACCUGAGGAUUCUCAUGAAUCUUCUGAGAGAGUCAAGCAAGAGUAUCCAAAUAGAAGCAUUCCAUGUCUUCAAGCUGUUUGCAGCGAACCAAAACAAGCCUGCGGAUAUAGUCAACAUUCUGGUGGCAAACAGAAGCAAGCUUCUGAGAUUGUUGGCUGAUUUGAAACCAGACAAAGAGGAUGAGAGGUUUGAAGCAGACAAAAGUCAGGUUUUGAGAGAAAUCGCAGCCCUUGAACCACGAGAUCUUGCUUGAACCAACCAACGCAAAUCAUCUCCUUCCUUCCCUUUUAAAACACACCAAAAGACAUUUUUG
Molecule: messenger RNA, 1678 nt
Organism: Arabidopsis arenosa
Lineage: Eukaryota; Viridiplantae; Streptophyta; Magnoliopsida; Brassicales; Brassicaceae
Source: the annotation of a GenBank genome assembly